ACAUAUGUUCGCUCUUCAGGCUAACAGACAAGACCAUCCGCCAAAAUUGGGAAAAGUAUGGGAAUCCUGACGGACGCCAAGAAAUAUCAAUGGGCAUCGCUCUACCGAAGACAAUCGUCGAGGGCCGGAAUCGCUUGAUUGUCCUUGCGGCGUAUGGCCUCGUAUUCGGUGGUAUGCUUCCCGCGCUUGUCGGCCGUUGGUGGUUCGGUAACCGCGACAAGACAAAAGACGGCGUCGACGCCCGUUCGGCAGCCGUGUUCUUCAAGAGUCUUAACGAAGAUUCUGGUCUUGACGAGGUCGUCGCAUCGCUAGGCAAGAGCUUCGAGUACGAACAGCCACAGAAAAAGAGUAACACGUCUGAGCUUGACGAGCUUGACAAGCAAAUCCAGGUCACGCUAGGUGCCAAGUGGGGUUCUUUGAAAAGUUUGGCGGAGAUUGAUCCCAAGCAGCAUGAGGCGAGGCGUCGCGCAUUCAUUCUCCUGUACGCCCACCUUCUGCGGCUUCCUAUCCAGAGCUCUUCUCUUCGCAGAGGUAAUUAGAUUCGCUCCUCAGAACCUUCGUGCCGCCCACUUACUACC
This is a messenger RNA of Phanerochaete carnosa HHB-10118-sp, 578 nucleotides long. RefSeq lists its product as uncharacterized. Lineage: Eukaryota; Fungi; Basidiomycota; Agaricomycetes; Polyporales; Phanerochaetaceae. The record is from RefSeq and is a predicted model, not a curated record. Gene Ontology annotation, cellular component: Sec62/Sec63 complex. The transcript has a single exon. Gene Ontology annotation, biological process: SRP-dependent cotranslational protein targeting to membrane; post-translational protein targeting to endoplasmic reticulum membrane. Bases 90 to 539 code for a protein of 149 amino acids. Gene Ontology annotation, molecular function: transmembrane protein transporter activity; RNA binding.